AAAAGUCGUUUGAUUUCAUCCGCCUUUCUUUAACCAACCUAAGCAUGAGCUUUCGAAAAUAUGCGUUAAUUACUGGUUCUAACAGCGGUUUAGGAUUUGGUAUCGCCGCUCGUUUAUUAGAAUUCUAUAAACCUAGAAUAGAAGAUGAACCAGAAACGUUUACCAUCGUUUUAACGUGCAGGAGUCGUGCAAAAGCUGAAGAUGCCUGUAAACGAUUAAAGGAGUUAUUUCCGGAAAGGAAAAUUAGGCUGGAAUACGUUCUUUUGGACUUGUCAGAUAUGGAAUCGGUUGAAGCGGCUGCCUUAGAAAUCAAAAGUCGGUACCCUAAAUUGGACUACGUUUAUCUUAAUGCAGGAACAUGGGAUUUACAAGGUAUUCAUUGGAUACAAGCUAUAUUCGCUACACUAAUGAAUCCUGUGAAGGCACUUACUUAUCCAACUUACUACAAGGAAGCUAUGGGACGAACAAGCAAGGAUUCCAUGGGCUAUAUUUUUCAAAGUAAUGUAUUUGGCCAUUAUUAUCUUAAAACACGUCUUAAUGAACUUCGUGUUCUGGGAUCUUCUACCAAAAUAGUUUUAACUGGAAGUCUUGUUGCUAAAAAAGAAUCUCUUAACUUUGACGAUAUACAAUGCCUUCACGGCGAAAGACCCUAUCAGUCGUCGAAGCGUUUAUUAGACAUUUUGCAUUUUGCUGAAAUUGAAAGUGGUCUACCGUACCAGCAAUAUGUCGUUCACCCAGGAUUGUGCACAACUAAUAUGUAUGAAACUUUUCUUGGUUUUAUUGUGGUCUUUGCCAAGCUCGCUUUCUGGUUCUGUCGUUUGUUGGGUAGUCCGUGGCAUACCGUUUCUCCUUACAUAGCAGCUUUUUCUUACCUAUGGAUAGCUAUUCAUUCUCACAAAGAAGACGAAAAUAUAAAAUGGGGAAGUGCCACUACUAUGUUUGGGAAGGAAAAGAUUCUUCCUACGUCCGUUGAAUUAGUACUUCCUUCCGAUAAAGAAAAAUGCAUGACUUAUAUGCAAAACUUAUACCGAGAAUGGAAGCAUAAACUCAAUGUGCGGUGAUUUUCUUCAUCUCAUAUGCUAGAUACACUUUAUGAACAGAUAUAUUUGGAAUAUCACUGAAAGCUUUCCUCUCAUUAUUAUUACUCAUAACUUUUAAGCCACAUAAAUUCAAGAUUGACUUCCGCUUUAAUAAUGUUAUAUAAACUUGAGGAUCCUCUAUAGACAGAGAACGGCAUAUCAAAAAUUCAUUCAUAGGCCAAUUUAUUUCUUUUUUUAAUGAUUUUGUAAAAAAACAAUAAAAAGAGCUUAUAAGGAUUGAAAACAUUCUUUUCGC
Messenger RNA from Schizosaccharomyces cryophilus OY26, 1335 nucleotides. RefSeq names its product 3-keto sterol reductase. The record is from RefSeq and is a predicted model, not a curated record. The coding region runs from base 45 to 1061 and encodes 338 amino acids. Gene Ontology annotation, molecular function: 3-beta-hydroxysteroid 3-dehydrogenase (NADP+) activity. Gene Ontology annotation, biological process: ergosterol biosynthetic process. NCBI's taxonomy places the organism in Eukaryota, Fungi, Ascomycota, Schizosaccharomycetes, Schizosaccharomycetales, Schizosaccharomycetaceae. Gene Ontology annotation, cellular component: mitochondrial outer membrane; lipid droplet; endoplasmic reticulum membrane. The transcript is spliced from 3 exons.